This is a messenger RNA of Paralichthys olivaceus (Japanese flounder), 1377 nucleotides long. It is a transcript of the gene ankrd33ab, whose product is annotated as ankyrin repeat domain 33Ab. Gene Ontology annotation, molecular function: protein binding. NCBI's taxonomy places the organism in Eukaryota, Metazoa, Chordata, Actinopteri, Pleuronectiformes, Paralichthyidae. The record is from RefSeq and is a predicted model, not a curated record.
AUGGCGACUGCAGCGAAGGAUCCACACCUGGGCUCAGGCCCUGAUGAGGACGCAAUGUCUCUGUCAGGGAGCGAGUCCGACUCAGACAGCAUCCUCUCCGAUGACUCUGUGCUUCCUGACUACUCGCCAGAGGUAACGAAUAGACAUGCGGUGUCGACUCUGUAUCAAGCAUGCGCCCGUAAUGAGCCUGUAUCUCUGCGGCGAGUUCUGGAGAGAGGGGUCACAAAAGAGGAGGUCAUGGAACUGGACAUCAACAGUUGGAAUGGCUUGAUGGUGGCUUGCUGCAAAGGUUUCAUAGAUAUCGUGUAUGGGCUUCACAACUGUCCUUAUAUAGACAUUAACCACCAGGACAAUGAAGGCAACACUGCACUGAUGAUCGCAUCCCAAGCUGGUCAUAUUAGCACAGUCAUGUAUCUCCUGAACUACUAUGCCGGUAUAGACCUGGAAAUAAAGGACUGUCGUGGUUUCACAGCCCUCAUCAAAGCUGCUAUGACCGGACGCAAUGAUGUCGUGGCUACCCUUGUUAUGGCUGGAGCUGACAUUCACGCAGUUGACUCCACUAAAGGAAGAUGUGCUCGGGACUGGGCACUGAAAACAGGCCGCUAUGAGACCUUGCAUCGCCUCCGUCGACUGAACAUUCGGCCAAAAGCUGAGCAGUUCUGUGAGACUUAUGUCCCUGAAUGGCCUGAGCUCAAGGAGAAGGUAGCCAAAGCCACAAGUGAGAAAAGCGCCACUGAAAAAAUUUCCCAGCGGUUAAAAAACACAUUUGGGUUCAGACUUCCUCGUGACCCAGAGGACAACGGGGUCUUGGACCACAUGGUGCGCAUGACAACCAGUGUUCAUAGUCCCCUAAUUUCAACUGGAUGCCGCCCACUCUGCCCCAAGAGCCCUCCAGAGGUGGGGAGGAGGCGGCUGGCUGUGCCAGAGCUGGUGGGGAAACACUCAGACAAGAAGCUAGAAGAGGGGUCGGUGUGCCACAGCAACGGCUCUGUGUCACACAUCAUUCCCACAAUCCACUCUGCAGAGUCCAUCUCCACAACAUGCUGUGCCGACACUAUGCGGCGAGGCAGCAUCCUAUCACUGGCCUCCAACAAAGUUGCAACUUCAUUUAUUCCUCGCAGCAUGGCGAGACGGAACAGCGUGUUUCCCUCCGGCUGCAUUCCCAAGAUCAACGUCAGCAGGCCGAUUGAGGCAACGCCAAAGAAAGAGAAGAAGAAGAAGAAGAAGAAGGACAGGCACUUCCUGGAACCACCUGUGUGGAAGUACAAGGAGAUCAAGGAGGAGAGAAAGAAAGAGAAAAAGAAGAUUGAGGAGGAGAAAGAGAAGCAAGAGAAAGAAAAGAAGGCCAAAAAGGACAGCAAGAAGACCAAAAAAUAG